GGGGUUUGGUUAAGUUAAGUGUUUGGUGACAGUGAGAAAGGUUGUUUGAGUCAGCAAUCAGCAUCAUCGUAUAGUAAGGUCUCUCUGAGAUUCAUGGCUUCCUCGCGGCGAGGGCACUCCAAGGCUCAAAUGUGCUUCUUCAAGAUUCUCCGCAUAAUCUCAUCCACUACUCCUCCCUCUCCCAACACCAAAGGCAUCAACAUCGAUUUGAAUCUCACUUUCUCAUCCCAAUCUUCCACCGCACCCCAACAACAACAACAACAACAACAGCAACAACAACAACAACAACAGCAGCAGCAACAACAACCGCUUCCGGUCCACGUGUCCGACGACGAAGCCAAGCGCCACGCGGAAACGGAGUCCGAGGAGACGGCGGCGGCGUUUGGGGAGAGCAAUUGCCUGGAUUUGCUGAUCGAGGCGGCGAGGGUGCUGGACGAGUCGGACUCGGAGGGCGGCGAGUCCAGGACUCGGAGGGGGGGGAAGCGGUGGGUGGUGGUGGAUUUGUACGGUGCUGACGUGGCGGAGGAGAGGGAGCCGGUGGUGAGGUCGAAGCGAGGGAGGAACCAGGCCUUGCCGUGCCGGCUUAGAGACUCCGUCGUCGAACCCUUGAAACGCGCCACGCGUUCGCAGAGACCAACGUCCACACCGCAACUCGCUAAACGACUGCUUAGGUCCUCCUCCACUACGUGAAACGCAUGAAUACGUGCUCAUGUUUCACUGACACAUGCCAUCUCCAAAUCCUCCUCCAAAAACUCUCGUUUGAAGAAAAUGUCUUGUAGACACGACAUGAGGAGUAAGAGUAGGGGAGACAAUGAAACAGAGGUUGUGGAUGCGAAAAUGCAUGUUUAGUUAUUAAAAAAUUACUUGUAUUUAUAUGAUAUAUGCGAGAACAAUGUAUGUUGUCGGCUUCAAACUUCACAGAUGGAAAGAAACUAAUGUAGAAGGGUAUUUAUUUUUUUCUUCUUGGACCUUGGUUAUCGUGUUACAACUUAGAAAGUACGACCCCUCAAUCUGCUAUAGCAUUUACUUGUAAACAGUUCGAUUGCAGUUUAUGGUAUUCAAAUGAAUUCAAUGGUCUGUA
Cajanus cajan (pigeon pea) is the source of this 1081-nucleotide messenger RNA. RefSeq lists its product as uncharacterized. NCBI's taxonomy places the organism in Eukaryota, Viridiplantae, Streptophyta, Magnoliopsida, Fabales, Fabaceae. The record is from RefSeq and is a predicted model, not a curated record.